Lactuca virosa is the source of this 273-nucleotide messenger RNA. The record is from the annotation of a GenBank genome assembly. Lineage: Eukaryota; Viridiplantae; Streptophyta; Magnoliopsida; Asterales; Asteraceae.
AUGGAACCAAACGGUAAGAACGCCGGAGCAGUGCCACUGACACCGUGGAAGUCGAAGCAUUCCAACAAGUCAAAGCUACCAGAGAAUGUAAACCCUAACGUUACUAGCCCUAAUCCGAAAGCCUUGAAUUCCCCAUCAGCCAAAUCAGCGACUAAAGUCCAGAAAUCGAUGAUGAAGAAACCUAAUCAGAUCUCUUUGCCUUCUCCCAAGAACAAGAUUCGGGCGAGGAAGUUUGUGGCGGCGAAGAAGAAUUCGAAGAGAGACAAGGAUUAA